AUGGCCAUCUUUCCUGACAAACGGCCUGACCGAGUAUGCGGACGGAGAUUCGGGAAGGACAUGAUAAGGUCGCCCUUUUGGCAAGGAAGGAGCAACUUUCUCGCUGUUCUCGAGCUCCAACUACUUUCCACUGGUCUCUUGACAAUGCUGGAGCUCAAAUGGAUCCCAGUACACGAUCUGACACGAGAAGAGUCUAAGAGGCAGAAGGUGCUGCACGAGCGGCUCAUACGGGACCAUGGGCCCUUUCCUCUCUUAUGGGACUUCAACGUGCCAGCCGUGAUUCAGAGGCUUGAAGAGGCGUCACAAGGGAGUUCGAAGGGGCGGGUGCUCAGGGUCUCUCGCAAAGAGAACCCCAUGUGCUUCCACUCGAGGGAAGACAUAAGGGCUGCCAUCGAGACUCGCCGCCAACCAGUGGCAGGCCCCUGCCCACCCGCCCCUAGGUCAAUGGAUGACGCCUGCAGCACCACCCCACCUCCAUAUGAUGGACGUCCUGUCAUGUGGUCGAUCAUAGACCAAGUGCCCAUCAUGACCUUGAUGACGUGCACUUUCCGGCCGUUCGCGGUCGGAGACCAAACCCUUAUGGCGCAAUCGGCGAGGCCCUCCCCACAGGAGGAACCCCCAUUUCAUACCCUCCUUCGACCUCUUGCAACAAUUGUAAUAAUCCGUGGCACCGAAAACGAUCUUGGAGUACCUUGGUUGAAGCGCGAGAGUUCAGUUAGACUGUUUUCUGUGAGUGUGAGCCGCUCCAACAAAGUCGUUGGGCAGGGUGAUGAACCUUUGAACCCUGGAGGAUAG
Molecule: messenger RNA, 795 nt
Organism: Cantharellus anzutake
Lineage: Eukaryota; Fungi; Basidiomycota; Agaricomycetes; Cantharellales; Hydnaceae
Exons: 8
Coding region: 1-795 (264 amino acids)
Source: RefSeq, a predicted model, not a curated record